This is a messenger RNA of Pochonia chlamydosporia 170, 2199 nucleotides long. RefSeq lists its product as hypothetical. The record is from RefSeq and is a predicted model, not a curated record. Bases 1 to 2199 code for a protein of 732 amino acids. The transcript has a single exon. Lineage: Eukaryota; Fungi; Ascomycota; Sordariomycetes; Hypocreales; Clavicipitaceae.
AUGCGGGCGGCAACUCUGUUAUUGUCCUGGGCAGUCGGCACGGCUUUUGCCUUGCCGUCACCACAGCCACACCAGGAUUACGAUAACCAUCAUGAUCAUCAUGAUCACCAUGGGGGUUCGUGUAACGCACCUGAUGAUGCCAUUGUGAAGCUGUUGAAGGGUCUACCAGGAGCCCAGCCCUUUUGCUCUGCCCUGCUUCACAUCCCCUGCGAUGUUGUGACCAAGACAAAGACCUUCACUCCCGCGCCUACCACUGUCAAGACCACCGCUACGGUUACCAAGAACCCAGAGACACGAUGCUCGAAGACGGAGACGCUCACAACAAGGGUCACAAACUCAAUUACCAAGACUACCACCGACUUUGUCACCAGCUCCCCCGAGGCGGUGACAGUUACGAACCAUCGAACUGUAACAGUUACCGACGUACAAACUCAGGACGUGACGGAUUCCACCUACCUCACCGUCACUCGAUACGUUACUGGAUACAUCACAAACACUGUCUUCAAUACCGUUACAGAUGUUGCUGCUCAGACAUCUACCGACGUGGCCACUCAGAUUGUAACCGUAACCAAGUAUGCUACUUCGUUCGUUACUGCCACCGUGUCGGACAUGGUGACCAACUUCAUCACCAACACGCACACCAACUACAUUACAGACAGCGUCACAAAUGUCCACACGGCAACUGUCACUCUCUCCUUUACCAACACGGUCACAGCUACCACAACCAACGAGGUUGACCUUACUACCACGCAGACUGUGGGAGCUACGGCCACGGAAACUACUACCGUUACCGACCACGAGACUGGUUACGCGAGCGUCACGACCACGCAUGACAUCACGGCGACGGACUACAUAACUGCCACUUAUACCACUGUACUGACGGAUGUUUCUACCGUUGUCACCACUGCCAUUGUGACAAUUGUUCCACCACAGAAGCGUGAUCUCUACAGAGGGCAGCCCAUCUAUACACCCAGACCAUUGGCAACUAUUGCUGCUAAGAAGUUGUCGAGUGCGUGCUCCAAAUUGCACAUUACUCCAUCUACAAAGACCAUCACCGCUACCCGGACAGCCAAGCGGCCGACUUUUACAAAGACCGUCACCACGUAUGUUCCUGGCAGAAAGGGUAGUUACUAUGUCACCAAGACUAUAACCGACUACGUCACUACCGUUACCGGCGUUGUCUCAACCAUUGUCGCCCCAACCGCUACAACUACUCUCGACGCAGUUGACUCUAUUACCCAAGUUGACACUGCCACGAGACGACUGCCGCUGACUUACACCGUCACGGAUGAUGAGACCACCACAAUCAAUGACGUUGUAACAAACUAUGUCACCAGAGUUAUUACAUCUGUUGUUGUUGUCGAUGUGACUCAGACAGCCACUCAAACUGAGGACCAGACAACUACAAUGACUGAACUCAACACCGUUUCUGUCACAAACACUCAAACAGAAGAUGUCACUAUCUCACCAACCGUGACUGUCACAGACGAUGUCACCACCACGGCUACAGACUUGACCACAGAUACCGCAACUCAAGUCAAGACCGUUGAUGUAACCAACGUUGCCACCGCUCUCGUCACCUCCUCUACCACUGUCACUAUCACCCAGCCAGCAACCAUCUACACAACCAUCACAAGCACCAUUGACGCCACCAAUACCAAGCACAUCACCAAGACCGUCGACGUGACCAUCACCAAGACUGUGUCAACGACAACAACUACCACCGUCACCGCCACAACUACUCAAGCCGCCCCAACGUGCAACGUCAACGUGAUCAAGAACGGCGGCUUCGACUCCACUUCCCUCCCUCCCUGGACAUGGUCUCCUGGUCCAAACGGGAGGUACUCCUACGUCCAAGGCCUAAACAGCUAUGCUGCCUUAAAUAUUUACACCAACACUCCUGGGCAGGGCGUGGCAUCCAUCUACCAGGCAUUCACUACCACUCCCGGAAAAAUAUACACCGUUACAUUCGAUUACUACGCGCUCGGCGGCAACGGAGCCUCGGCUAUCACCUGCAGCGUUAAUAACUCGAUUACAAGCGGUGUUACCUUCCCCUUAGCUGCGUCAAGGGGCUAUUGGCGGACUGGUGUAUUUGCUUUCCCUGCUACGUCGUCGACUACCACGAUUACGUGCAGGUUGACUACCGCCGUUUCUGCAAGUGUGUAUCUGGAUAAUGUUGUGGCCAAGACGCCGUGUUAG